ACAUAAUAGAAAUGAAAGUAGAUCUUAGGUCUUGAAGCUAGAUCUAGUCUAGAACUAAGUCUCAGUGACUAGCUAGCUAGCUAACUAGCUAGACUUAGAAUCUAGAUCUAGAUAGAUCUAGAGUCCUUAGUAAGAGACUAACACUAAUCACUAAGUACUAAGUUACAAGUUUAAAAAGUAAGCAUGACAUUAAAAAAACAAAAGCUGUUAGUACUGUAUGGUAGCCAGACAGGAACAGCUCAUGAUGUUGCAGACAGAAUUGUUAGAGAAGCAAAAAGGAGACAUUUUUCUGCAUUGGCAGUUGACAUGGAUACCUACCAAGUGCACAAUCUUAUCAAUGAAAAACUGGUUGUGUUUGUUUGUUCUACAACUGGUCAAGGUGACCCACCAGAUAACAUGAGACUCUUCUGGAAAUUUCUUCUAAGGAAAGACUUACCCUCAACAUCUUUAAACCAACUGCAAUUCGCUGUCUUAGGACUGGGUGACUCGUCCUACUUAAAGUAUAAUGUUGUUGGCAAACGCUUACAGAAAAGAAUUGAACAACUUGGUGGUCACCCCUUUCAUUCUCUAGGCUUGGCAGAUGAUCAGCAUGACCUUGGUGUAGAUGCUGUAGUGACCCCAUGGUUGAGUUCUCUGUGGGACACUCUGAUCAAGAUGUUUCCUCUUCCUGCUGGUCUUGAUGUCAUACCUAGUGAUAUAUGCCCACCACCCAAAUACAAAGUGAAGUUUAUUGAGUCCAGUGUUGCAGCAAGUAGGGCUACCACAGACAGUACACACAUGUCACAUACAGAGGAAGGCCACCAAUCAUCAGAUAAAAAAGUUGGACCACUCUGUCCAUUUCAUGCACGUCUUAUAUCUAACAGCAGGAUUACAGCCCCUGAUCACUUUCAAGAUGUCCGCCUAAUCAAGCUUGAUAUAAGAGGGUCAAACAUUAGCUAUGUUCCUGGUGAUGUGAUGAUGGUUAAACCACAAAACUUGCCCAGUACUGUGGACUCAAUGUUGGCAGUUUUAGGACAGGAUCCUGAUAGAGUUUUUGUUUUACAACAAAAUGACCCAGAUGUUGCCUUGCCACCAUGUUUCCCUGAGCCAUGUUCAGUCAAGUGGUUGUUGACGAACUACUUAGAUUUUAACUCUGUACCCAGGAGAUCUUUCUUUGAGCUGUUGAAAUACCACACACAAGAUGAACUGGAGAAAGAAAAGCUGGAAGAGUUUUGUUCCCCCCAGGGGCAGGAGGAGCUUUACUCAUACUGCAACAGGGUCAAGAGGACAAUACUAGAGGUUCUCCAAGAUUUUUCUAAAACAAGUGCCUCAGUUCCAUUUGAAUAUUUGUUUGACAUCAUCCCACCACUGCAACCUCGAGCUUUCUCUAUAGCAUCAUCACCCAAGGCCCACAGAGAUGAGCUGCAUAUCCUGAUGGCUGUGGUCAGGUACCAGACUAAGCUGCACCUGCCACGACGUGGUGUAUGUUCUACGUGGUUGUCCAGUCUUGACCCAGCUGAUGAUGUCACGGUGCCCGUAUGGGUCAAACCAGGGACAAUCAGAUUUCCCUCUGAUGUUGAUGUGCCAGUCAUUAUGGUUGGACCAGGUACAGGACUUGCCCCCUUUAGAAGUUUGAUACAUGACAGAUGUGGACAAAGUCUAGGCAGUUUGACAUUAUUUUUUGGCUGUCGCAGUAGAUCCAAGGACUUUUACUGUAUUGAUGAGUUCAAGGACACAAAGAUUUUACAAGUGUUUACAGCAUUUUCUAGAGACCAGGCUAACAAAGUUUAUGCCCAGCAUAUAAUGGCACAACAAGGGGAGAUGAUCUGGUCCUUGAUCAAUGACAAGAGAGCAGCAUUUUUUAUUGCUGGAAAUGCUAAAUCAAUGCCAGAUGAUGUGAAGGACACACUGUGUGACAUCAUCAGCCAACAUGGGGGGAUGAGCAGAGACCAGUCAGUUUUAUACCUUCAAGAUCUGGAGAGGAAGAAAAGAUUUCAGGUGGAGGCCUGGUCAUAGUCUUCUUUUAAGUGAUGGAUUCUUUGUGUGAUUGGUUCUUUUUGUGAUGGAUUCUUUUUGUGGUUGGUUCUUUGUGUCGUUGAUACUAUAGUAGUCAAGUUUAUGUGAUGACUGAAAAAAAUUUAAGUAGUAUCACUUAAA
This is a messenger RNA of Physella acuta, 2136 nucleotides long. RefSeq names its product NADPH-dependent diflavin oxidoreductase 1. Gene Ontology annotation, cellular component: cytosol. NCBI's taxonomy places the organism in Eukaryota, Metazoa, Mollusca, Gastropoda, Physidae. Gene Ontology annotation, molecular function: NADPH-hemoprotein reductase activity; FMN binding; flavin adenine dinucleotide binding. The record is from RefSeq and is a predicted model, not a curated record.